This is a messenger RNA of Phalacrocorax carbo (great cormorant), 8507 nucleotides long. NCBI's taxonomy places the organism in Eukaryota, Metazoa, Chordata, Aves, Suliformes, Phalacrocoracidae. The record is from RefSeq and is a predicted model, not a curated record.
UCUCCGAGGUCCGCGAUGACAGGCGGCGCACCUCCUGCGCCCCCUGCCCUGACGAGGAACUUCCGGCCGGUGGGCGGCGACAUUUUGUGGGGCGGUGGCGGGGCGGGCGGUCCGCGGACCUGCGCGCUGACAGGGCGGCGCGGAGGGCAGAGGAAGAGGAGGGGUAAUGUCAGAGGAGGGGAGAGGCGGUGUCAGGAGGAGGGAGCAGGCGGGCGGCGGGCAGGGCGCCGGUUCUGUGGCUAUCGCGAGAGGGAGGCGCCGCUGGGAGGGGAGGGAGGGCGGCGGGGGGAGCCCAAGAGCCGGGAGCCCGGCGCAGCUGUAACGGCUCCUCAGUUUCCUAUCAUGGCGGGGGCCGGCCCCAGCGGCCGGGAUAAGCGGGCGACGGCGGCGCAGCUGAAGGCGGCGCUGGGCGGCGAGAGCGGUGCGGCGGCGGCGGGCGAGCUGCGGGCGCUGCUGGAGCGGGUGCUGUCCCCGGCGGCGGGCCCGGGCGGCGGCGGCGAGGCGGCGGCCGAGGCGCUGGAGUGGUGCCGCUGCCUGCUGUCGGGUGGGGAGCCGUGGGACAGCUUCGUACAAGCCGUGCGGGCCUACGACCCGGCCACACUGUGCGGCCUGGUGUGGACGGCCAACUUCGUGGCCUACCGGUGCCGGACGUGCGGGAUCUCGCCCUGCAUGAGCCUGUGUGCCGAGUGCUUCCACCAGGGCGAGCACGCCGGGCACGACUACAACAUGUUCCGGAGCCAGGCGGGGGGCGCCUGCGACUGCGGCGACAGCAACGUCAUGCGGGAGGCCGGGUUUUGUAAAAGACACCGGAUUAAGUCAAAAUCAAAUGUUCCAUGUGUCCCGAAAGACUUGUUGAUGAUGUCAGAAUUAGUUCUUCCACAGUUCAUCUUUAGUCUUAUUCAGCACUUAAGAGAGGGGUAUAAUGAGCCUGCUCUUGAUCUGCCAUCAGAGAAGGACCUUCAUAAAAUCCUCCAGGUCUUGGAGCCUCAUGUUUCCUUUCUAGAAGACUUGACCAAAAUGGGAGGAGCAAUGCGAUCAGUUCUUACCCAGGUUUUGACUAGCCAACAGUUCUACAAAGAUCUUAGCUCUGGUGUUGGGGAGAAUGCGUGUGCAAAGAAAAGUCAUGAGAAGUACCUCAUUGCUUUGAAAGGCUCUGGACUGGCAUUUCCUGAGGAUAAAAUUGCAUGUGGUAUACAGGAACAAGGAGCUGGAACUAGCACGUUAGCAGUUCAAGGUUUAGCAGGUGCUACGGCAACAUCAGGACAAGGGGAUUCUUCAGAUGAGGAGGACCAGGAUGGUAGCCAAGGUGUGGGCAAGCGCAAGAGGGUGAAACUAAGCAGCACCACCAAAGAUCAAUCUAUCAUGGAUGUAUUGAAGCAUAAAUGUUUUCUAGAAGAAUUAUUAUUUUGGACAAUAAAAUAUGAGUUUCCACAGAAGAUGGUGACUUUCUUACUCAACAUGCUGCCAGAUCAAGAUUAUAAGAUUGCUUUUACCAAAACUUUUGUUCAGCAUUAUGCUUUUAUUAUGAAAACACUGAAGAAAAGCCAUGAAUCAGACACAAUGUCUAAUAGAAUUGUGCAUAUCAGUGUUCAGUUGUUCAGCAAUGAAGAACUAGCACGCCAAGUAACAGAAGAAUGUCAGCUGCUGGAUAUUAUGGUCACUGUUCUGUUAUAUAUGAUGGAAAGUUGCCUUAUUAAAAGUGAAUUGCAAGAUGAAGAAAACAGUUUACAUGUUGUGGUGAAUUGUGGGGAAGCACUACUGAAGAAUAAUACUUACUGGCCCCUGGUUAGUGAUUUUAUAAACAUACUUUCACACCAAAGUGUGGCAAAGAAAUUUUUGGAAGAUCAUGGUCUUCUGGUAACAUGGAUGAAUUUUGUAUCAUUCUUUCAAGGUAUGAAUUUAAAUAAACGAGAAUUAAAUGAGCAUGUGGAGUUUGAAUCACAGACUUACUAUGCUGCCUUUGCUGCUGAGCUGGAAGCCUGUGCCCAGCCAAUGUGGGGUCUUCUGUCACACUGCAAAGUUAGGGAAACACAGGAAUACACACGAAAUGUUGUCAGAUACUGCCUUGAAGCGCUUCAGGACUGGUUCGAUGCUAUCAACUUUGUAGAUGAGCCAGCUCCUAACCAAGUUACUUUUCAUUUGCCACUGCACCGUUACUUUGCCAUGUUUUUAAGUAAGGCUGUCAAAUGCCAAGAACUAGAUCUGGAUACUAUCUUGCCAGAUCAGGAGAUGCUGAUGAAGCUCAUGAUUCACCCACUUCAGAUUCAGGCAAGUCUUUCUGAAAUUCACAGCAACAUGUGGGUUAGAAAUGGUCUACAAAUUAAAGGACAGGCCAUGACUUAUGUGCAGUCUCAUUUCUGCAAUUCAAUGAUUGAUCCUGACAUUUAUCUGCUGCAAGUCUGUGCCUCUAGGCUGGACCCAGAUUAUUUUAUUUCAUCUGUUUUUGAAAGAUUUAAGGUGGUAGAUCUGUUGACGAUGGCAUCACAGCAUCAGAAUACAGUUCUUGAUUCAGAGCAUGAAAGGUCCAUGUUGGAAGGAGCCUUAACAUUUUUGGUCCUUCUGUUAAGUCUUCGUUUACAUUUAGGAAUGACAGAUGAUGAGAUCCUCAGAGCAGAGAUGGUAGCCCAGCUCUGUAUGAAUGACAGAACACACAGUUCAUUACUGGAUCUCAUUCCAGAAAACCCCAACCCUAAAAGUGGUAUUAUUCCAGGAAGCUUAAGCUUUGAAUCAGUCUUGUCAGCAGUUGCUGAUUUUAAAGCUCCUGUUUUUGAACCUGGAGGUUCCAUGCAACAAGGAAUGUAUACACCUAAAGCUGAAGUGUGGGAUAAGGAAUUUGACCCUGUCAUGGUAAUACUUAGAACGGUUUACCGUAGAGAUGUGCAGUCUGCAAUGGACAGAUAUACAGCAUUUUUAAAGCAAAGUGGCAAAUUCCCUGGGAACCCAUGGCCUCCUUACAAGAAAAGAACACCACUACAUCCAAGUUACAAAGGUCUCAUAAAGCUUUUGCACUGUAAAACCCUGCACAUUGUGCUGUUCACGCUGCUUUACAAGAUAUUAAUGGAUCAUCAGAAUUUAUCAGAACAUGUGCUUUGCAUGGUUUUGUACUUGAUUGAGCUGGGGUUGGAAAAUUCUCCAGAACAAGAGGCAGAUGAAGAGGAAUCUGCAGGUGGACAAGAGCGUUGCCAUGAUAGUUGGUUUCCAGGUAGCAAUUUGGUUUCUAACAUGCGUCACUUCAUUAACUAUGUCCGAGUUAGAGUACCAGAAACUGCUCCAGAAGUGAAGAGGGAGCCACCUGCAAGUACGAGUUCUGAAGGUUUAGCUUCAUCACAAAGUUCAAGGCGGAAGAACCUCCAGAGAGAGAACUCGGGGACAGCUCAAGUGUUCAGUUUGGUCGCAGAACGUAGAAAGAAAUUUCAGGAGAUCAUCAAUCGGAACACCAGUGAGGCAAAUCAGGUGGUUCGGCCCAAAACAUCCAUGAAAUGGUCAGCACCUGGUGCAACUCCACAGCUAACCACAGCCAUUCUAGAAGUCAAGGAAAGCAUACUGUCCUUGCUGAUUAAGCUGCAUCACAAACUCUCAGGAAAACAAAACUCUUACUAUCCUCCGUGGUUGGAUGAUGUGGAUGUUUUAAUCCACCCAGAAAUUCCAAGAUACUCUCACGGUGAUGGAAUGACGGCAGUAGAAAGAAUUUUAUUGAAAGCUGCUAUACAAAGCAGAUUGAAUAAACGUAUAAUUGAAGAGAUAUGCAGAAAGGUGACACCUCCUGUACCACCGAAAAAGAUUAGUUCUGCAGAGAAGAAAACUUUGGAUAAAGAAGAAAGGCGACAGAAGGCUAGAGAAAGGCAACAGAAAUUGUUGGCUGAAUUUGCCUCAAGGCAGAAAAGCUUCAUGGAAACUGCCAUGGAUGUUGAAUCACCAGAUGCUGAUAUUGCCAUGGAGGUAGCUACGUCAGAACAGCACGUUUCUGAGGCAAUAUAUGAUUGUGUUAUUUGUGGACAAAGUGGUCCUUCUACUGAAGACAGACCUACAGGGCUAGUUGUACUAUUACAAGCAUCCUCAGUGUUGGGACAAUGCCGCAAUAGCACUGAGCCAAAGAAACUACCAACUACUGAAGAGGAGCAAAUAUACCCUUGGGAUACCUGUGCAGCACUGCAUGACGUGAGGCUUACAACUUUACAGCGAUACUUUAAAGAUAGUUCCUGCCUGCAAGCAGUGUCAAUAGGCUGGGAAGGAGGUGUUUAUGUACAAACUUGUGGUCACACCUUACACAUAGAUUGUCACAAAUCCUACAUGGAAUCCUUACGGAAUGACCAGGUCCUCCAGGGUUUUUCAGUGGACAAAGGAGAAUUCACCUGUCCCCUCUGUAGGCAGUUUGCUAACAGUGUUCUUCCCUGUUACCCUGGAAACAACACAGAAAGAAGCCUUUGGCAAAGUCAUAGUAACAAAUGUAUGCAAGAUCUUGUACAAGAGGUGGAAGAUCUUCAAGAACAGCUGGGAACUUUCCCAGUAAGCAUCAGUUCUGAAACCAAUCUCAGUAAAGAAAUGGAAUCUGUAAUGAAAGAUAUAAAAAGUACCACACAGAAGAAGUAUACAGAUUAUAGUAAGAGUCCUGGAUCACCAGAUAAUGAUUUUCUGUUUAUGUAUUCAGUAGCCAGAACAAACUUGGAACUUGAGUUGGUCCAUCGAGGAGGCAAUUUAUGUUCAGGAGGUGCAAGCACAGCUGGGAAAAGAUCAUGUUUAAAUCAGCUGUUCCAUGUGUUGGCCAUGCACAUGCGCCUCUACAGUAUAGACUCUGCGUACAAUCCAUGGAGAAAACUAACCCAGCCGAUGCAGGAUAAAAAUUCAGAGCCAAUAAGUGAAGAGCUGCCAGAAGUUCCCAUGCUUUACAGAGAUGUCUCAUCCCUUUUGCUUAUCCAGAUUUUAACCAUGCCUCAACCAUUGCACAAAGAACACUUCACCUGCAUUAUAAAAGUGCUGUUCACUUUAUUGUAUACUCAAGCCUUGGCAGCACUGUCUGUUAAAUGCAGUGCUGAAGAUAGGAUGGCAUGGAAAGAGUCAGGAGCUCUCAAAAAGAAUACAUCCAGUGGAGAAAAAUCUUGGGAAGUAUUGCUGGGUCAUGUGAUUAGUGAGCUCUCUAAGGGGAAGAUAUAUAAAGAAGGAGAGACUGAAGAAUUAACAGUGGUAAAUCCUGAUUCUAUAGAGUGCUAUCUGCAGCAGUUCUGCCUGCCUUUCCUCAGGAUCACAAGCCUUCUUCAACACCAUCUUUUUGGAGGGGAUUUACCUAGUUGCCAGGAAGAUGAAGAAUUCACAGUUCUUGCAAGCUGCCUGGGUCUAUUACCAUCUUUUCAGUCAGCUCAUCAGUUCACCAGUGCCUCUUGUCUCGAUUGGCCAGUGCCAGCGUUUGACAUGGUAUCACAGUGGUGCUCAGAAUUGGCUUCAUUUGCAGAUAGACAUCCGGAUCAAGUAAAGGCUUUGCUUAUCCAGGAGCCUAAGUGGGACUUGCCACGCCUCCUUCAGUUGCCUGAGAAUUAUAAUACCAUUUUUCAGUAUUAUCACAGAAAGACUUGUACUGUUUGUACCAAGGUUCCUAAAGAUCCUGCUGUUUGUCUAGUUUGUGGUACUUUUGUAUGCUUGAAAGGACUAUGCUGCAAACAACAGAGUUACUGUGAAUGUGUACUGCAUUCUCAAAACUGUGGAGCCGGGACAGGAAUAUUUCUUUUGAUUAAUGCAUCCGUAAUCAUCAUCAUACGAGGCCAUCGUUUCUGCCUGUGGGGUUCUGUUUAUCUAGAUGCACACGGUGAAGAAGACAGAGAUCUUAGGCGUGGUAAACCUCUCUACAUAUGCAAGGAAAGAUACAAAGUGCUUGAGCAGCAGUGGGUGUCUCACACUUUUGAUCAUAUCAAUAAAAGAUGGGGGCCACAUUAUAAUGGCUUGUAAAUCACCAUCAUCAUCUACACACCACAUCAUUGCUGUUACCACGAAUGAAUGCAUCUUGACUGACAAUAGCUUUAAUUGUACGGGAGUUUAGCUCUUUGGCUUGGGGUGGAGUGGGGUACAGGCAUAAAAGGGAAAUAGAACUCUGUCAACAUGUGACAUUUUCACAGAAUUGGCUGCUGUUGCUACUAAAUAAUGAUACAAUAAUUUUCAAUUAAAUUCUCAAAAUGGUGUGAGCAAUCUGAUUGCACUCAGUAGUCCAUUUUUCUUUUGUUUAUUUUUAAAGUCCAUUAUUGGUAAGAAGCACAAAUUUUACUUACAGUUGUUUAGGCACCCCAGGGAUAGCUGUCAGGCUUUUAUUUUCUCUGCGUGGAAUGGAGUUUUUAGCAAUUUUUGCUCAAAUGGUGUAUAUGUCUAGUACAUCUACUAAAUAUGUUGGAUAAAAUUUCUUUGCCUUUUUUGUGUUGGUUUGGGGUUUUUGCUUGAUAUGCAUUUGUAAUUAAACAGGAUUUGUAAAAUGAUUGUGAGACUAUGGUAACAAUUGGUCUGAAAGUUGAGCUUUAAAGAGUGUUUCACUAAUUGUGAGAAGUCUAUUGAAAUAUUUCAGGCAUUACUGAAAACUUACGCAUUCUCAGGAAUUUCGUAUUUUUUUCUCCAUAAAUAAGUGAAAUAGCUGUAAAUUAGGUGUCUUAUUGCUCUUAAUGUAAUCCAGAAAACAAUAUUAUUUCUUCUUUUUUUUUUUUCUUUUCCAGAAAGGAGAUUUUUUUUUUUCUGUAUCAGUUGAAUAAACUGUUAGUGAUAACACAUACAGAAAUUGCUGUUUAGAGUAAUCACUGUCCUUUCUGCUUGGUUUCCUAAAAAUCAAAAAAAAAAAAAAAUCACCAGAGAUAGCCCGGGUGAACCACCAGUGCAUGUGCGGCCUCAUCGGAUGAAUGCCAAAACAGUUUAUGCUUAGAGGGCUAAAAAAACUUGUGACAACAAGCAUGACUGGGCUAAACCCCCACCGUGUAAGUAGGUGGGAAAGAUUAUAGUUAACAUACUGGUAUGUAAUAUAUUGCUACUCACGUUUUUCACAGGUGUUGGACAUUUGCUGGCUAUUUCAUACAGUACUACCAAGCAGCUCCUGGUAGUACUGUAUGUUCCUGGACUUUCAUAGCUUGCGUGUAAAAUAAAAUUUAUAUGUGUAAAAUAAAACCAUCUUAUGAUAAAACCACAUAUACAAUGAAAACAGUUCCCCAGUGGAAGUCAUUAUCUAGUGAAAAGUGUACAGGGGAAAUAAAAUGACUGUAUAGCAAUCGAGGGGAAUGGCCAGAAGGAAAAAGUAAGUAAAUAUGAUGAGUUUUUUUCUGGAUACCUGCAAUUCAAAAACCCCCACAAUAAAGGAUGCUGUAUUUUAUACAUACAUAUAAAUAUAUAUAUAUUUCAAAAGUAUUACAAUACUUCCUGUAAGAUUAAAAUUACUGUUUCACCAACUAAAUGGCUAUGUCUUUUCCAAAAUAUUACUUUUUUGAUACUGUAUUAUAAGUUCUGCCUGUAAUAUUUUUGCAUUGCUCAUUAUGAAUAUCAGGCCAUUUUGUAAGUGUGGUUAAAGAGCAAAAAGAUUCUUUACAUCUCCAGCAUAACAUUAUUACAGGGCUCAUGAACUUGAGUAAUCUGUAGUUUGAAGCUCCAAUGCUAUAUUUACAAGAGAUAAUGUAUUCAGAAUUUGAUUACUGUGUUUUAUUUAAAAUGGAAUGUUCUCUGGUUGUGCAUAUGGAUGUGAAGUAAAACUAUUAGCCUUAACUUUAACAUUUGGGUAUUUUGUAGUGUUUAAAACUGGUGAAUUAGUCACCAGUCAAUUUAAAAACAACAAAAAAAAAUCACUUGGUUGAAAAAUUGUACUUGAAUAUCCUUGCAUGCUGCUAAACAAGAACUUUGAUUUCCCCCGUAACUUUUUUAAUCCUACUUUACUAAGCUAACCUUAAAAAAUAACAGGUCCAAACUAGAGUGGUGUGUGCGUGUAUUACUCAAAUGUUCUGGUGUGGCAUCCUGUAUGAAUGAUCAUUUAAGUACAGUACAUUACUGUAGAAUCUAAAUCAACCUUUAUAACACAUCAGAAGAGUAUAAAACUAGGAAUACAGUAAUCGACAUUGUAAGAUAUGUUAAUAAAAGUCUACUGUCAAUCUGUGCGUUCGUAAAAUUUUUUCUCGAUGGCAGUCAUCCACACGUAACCAUUACUGAAUUCCACCCGAUAGCCAGGCAGUUACUUCAAUGUCAAAAGCUUACGCAUGCGAAGUACUUUGCAUAGAGAGGACAUCUGGUAUGUUUUUUUCUUUUUGCUACUUGCACACAGUCAUGUAUUUUGGAUUAUUUUAUUUUACUCAUAACUAUACCGCUUGAAGUUGUGCUUGAUUUUAUGCCAGCUACUACAGCGUUGCUGCUGCAAACUGCUAAAAUUAAAAUGCCAAGCUGAGAAAAUUGUACUUCUGGGAAAACUGUGCUUGAUCUUCUCUUCUGUCAAUUCUCUUCCUUCAAUUUGAUGAAUGUAUCUAUUUAUGUAUUAAAUUUUUCCUUUUCUUUUGACCUUUGAGAAA